Amoebophrya sp. A25 is the source of this 2905-nucleotide messenger RNA. The record is from the annotation of a GenBank genome assembly. NCBI's taxonomy places the organism in Eukaryota, Dinophyceae, Syndiniales, Amoebophryaceae.
CAUACCACCCUGACGCCAGAAGCGACGAGGGCGGGGCUUUGAUGUGUAGCCUUCGUGCGUUCGUUACAGUGAGAAACCACACGUGAUGACUUUCAAGACGAGGGAGAGAAGAAAAAAAUGUACCAGAAUUGGACACUGCAAAAAGAAACGGCACUACUUGUAUUAAGUUGUGCUAGAGAUAGUGCGUCCAAACAACGAUUCACAUACAUAGAAGAGUGCAUUGUAUUGUAGUCAACGAUAAACAAGUGAGGAACAAGGACAAGGAGAAGCUUUAUUUUAAUAUUCCGUAGCUCUUGAUGAUAGCCACCGUUUUCUCUUUUCUAUCUUCCUCCGGUCUUUCUUUUUACUAGUUAGGUCUGCGUCUGCCCCACCGCGAAUAUUACGUAGCUCUGCCUUGCAUUUUUCUACAUCAAAUUACAGUUACACUAGUCAAACCGCUCAGAGAGAAAAGGAUGCAGGACGCGUUGAACGAUGCAAGGUCUGGGAAGACCGAGAGAGCAGAGCUAUUAGCGAAAGAAGGCCUAUCACAGGUUAACCAGUUCGCUGCCUCAAGAUUUGGAGGACUAUGGAAAUUGCUGUUUUUUGUGGGGGCGGUAACGAUUUAGUUUGUCUUCCUUGUCGGCACGACUUGCUUUCUUCUUCGCACUCAGCUAUUAAUUCCACGCUCCUACUUUCAACCUGAUUUAUUUUCUGGACAAGGAGCUAUUAAAGCUAUGAUGAGACCUUUUGAGCAUGAGCAAGGACCAUGGAGUCAAGUCUAAUUCACCAUCCUUUCUUUUAAACGAAAGAACAAUCAAAAAACCCAUCUCCACCAGGUAUCUGUACUCGCAGCAGGAGUCCUAGGAAUAAUUGGCGGCAUCACGAAUCUCCUGUCGCCAUUCAGUUUCUGCAACCAGGUAAAUUUUCAGAAACCAGGUGAAAAUUUUAGAUUACUCCUUCUCUUCAACAAUUGAUGACUUCUCGUCUUUUUUCUGACCCUGUUUUCAGUACCCCUUAGGGCCUACCUGACGUAUCUACCCUGUUUUCAGGCGCAGGGCCUAACUAACGUUCCUACGCCCCCUACGCCUAGCUACUGUACUAGACAAAAUGAACAAGAAGCAAAAGAAGCAAUGCACAGGUAUACCUCUGCGUUUUCGGAUUGAUUAUGUUGGUAAUAGACGCACCAAUUGCGCAAGCGGAAGAAGCGAAAUUCGCAGUUUUCCGAUAUCUCCUUUUCAUGACAAGAUUCACAGGGAGGGGAGUAUGGUACAUCUUCUUUAAUCCUUUCCUUUUGCCGUUCGUGACAAGAUGAUAGGAGAUGAAAGGAGAAGAAGAACGCAACACAAGUCUCGAAAAAAUGUGACAAGAUUUACAGUUAUGACAAGACUCACAGGGAGGGGAGUAUGGUACGAGUCUCUUCCGCUUUUUUCUCUCCAUUGUCACAUCACGAUGAAUCGUGCGAUCAAAACGUUAUUCUCUUUAAUAUUCUCAUGCUCCAGCACUCUACUGACUCUACUCUCGUUCCCAUUUUCUUCAGGUCCGUCGACUCACACCUUACUGUUACACAACCUCCGCAAUUUUGUAGGUACCUCUUCCUCGCGACGAUGAUUUGGGCAUCCUUGUUUAAUCUAGGCUUAGAGCCCUUCCUCGGUUUUUUCCUAUCUGGGUACGUAGCAGUGCUUGGCGCAUUGAGUAUUUUUGUCGGGGUACAAAAGUCUUUGAGGCUUGAGAAGAUGCGAAAAGCAAUUUGCGCACAAGGUCCAGCAGCAGUGAUGGAGCUAUGCCCAGCAGCGUAUGGACUAUUUUCUAUUUUUUGUGUACUAGCACUAGGGCUAGCAACAUGAAUUGAGAUAUUGCAUUGAUGCAGAUAAAGGUCCGGUCCUCAUGAGAACGACUUCUCUCAUAAGAACGAACUAGUCGCAUAAGCGGGAGACGGAUCCAACACUCACAUUGAAAUAAGCGAGUAAGGGAACCGGACAUUUCGCACUCAUCUUCUCUCAUAAGAACGAACUUCUAGUGUUUCCAUUUCACACUCUUCACAUCAUACAAGAACUUCUCUCUUCCUCGUCACACGACAGGGGUCUCACCCUUCCAGAGUUUCAAGCAAUGGCCGCAUCUGUCGCAGAAGUCAAUUUUAGCGAUGAAGAGAUGGGAUACAUAGCAUUAAGGCUCCGAUAGAAGUAGAAGAAAGAAAACUUUUUUCAAAUCGGAAUGUUGCACGUCUUGCGAUCGGAAAGGUUUUUCGACCAACUCUGAUUUCUUCAUAUUCAUCUUUAUCUUCCUGCUCUCAUCAACAUCAUAUUAUUUUCCUGCUCUCAUCAACAUCAUAUUUCUUAGAACCUUCCACCUGCUGGUGAAGGUGAACUCUACAUCAACAUACAAUGAACCUAAUCCUCUCAUCAUCAUCGUCAUUACUUUCCUGCUCUAAAAAUAGCAGCCCUUAGCUUCCGAGUACGGUCUGACGAUAUCAUUCAGCAAGACGAAUUUAGGGGCUGGACGCAAGGGCGAAUGACUGUGCUGUAAGGAAGGAGCACGACCUUGCCCAUGUGGGCAAGGUCAACAGACCAAGUUGUCCAGUCGUAGUCUUCCGCUAGCACAACUGGAAGUACAUCUACGGAGUGAAGUCUUGUCCGCGCUGUUUCUUUGCGUCGUCGAAAUUGACCCGCUGGUAAGGCUCGUUUGCAUUUUCCGUUUGAAGUCCGAUCUAACUCUAGAUCUCUGCUACAACUCGGCACACGCGAACUGUUUCUACUCGACUACAUCAUGUACACCACGCGAACAUUUUCUCUCCGGCUACUGGCUCCAAACUACAUCACGGGUCUGGAUGAACAAAUGAGGUUGAUGUUGUACUUGGAAAGUAGUCUGAUGAGUAGGUAGACGCCCUUUCCGUUUCACUUACAGGCUUUACUCAAUCUUGGUGUUGGAG